UGCACGUGUCGGGGGAGAGACUUUCGCAUUGGUGUCGCCUUGGUGAGCUCGACGCAGCACACGGCAAUGGCGAAUCAGGGCAAUCCACCGGCGAAUCUGCAGCGGUAUGGCGUUCCUUUCUACGCCACCGCUUGGGUUCCUGAAGACGCCGUCAGAUCUAACAUUUCCAAGGAUCCGGAGAAGUCCAAAGAUGGCGAGUCGUCUUCGUCGUCCCGGGAUUACGUCGUUUUGGCCGGCGGUGGUGGAGAGGGCCACAGCGGUAUUCCCAACGCCAUCAUCAUCUCCCAUGUUGAUCUCGCCGCCAACUCUCUGUCGGGACGACCUGUGGCUAAUCAUCUAACUGGCUCUGAUCUGCCUUACCGAAUGACGGUUCAUCCCGGAGGAGAUGGUCUAAUUUGCGGAUUGCCAAACAGAUGCAGAGUGUUUAAAUGGGAAGAGAUUCUGAGCUCUGGAGACAAUGAUCAUGACAGUGAAGAGUCAGAGAGAGUGGUUCAAGAGUUACAAGAUGUUGGACAACAGUUAGCACUAGCGUUCAAUCGUGACGGAUCUGUGCUUGCUACUGGUGGCGAGGAUGGAACUUUGAGAGUCUUCAAGUGGCCAAGCAUGAAAAUGAUACUUAACGAGUCUAAGGCACAUUCAUCUGUUAAGGACCUAACUUUCAGCUUAAGCGGUAAGUUUCUUGUAUCUCUGGGAGCUCCACUUUGCCGGGUUUGGGAUGUAUCUGCUUCUGCUGCCGUUGCCAGUUUAUCCAAGGAGAAGGAUGAGAUUUUUGCAUUCUGUAGAUUCUUCUCACGCAAUGGAGACGAUGAGGUUCUUUACGUCGCUGCAAUGACAGAUCGUGGCGGAAGUGUUAUAACAUGGGACACAACGUCAUGGAAGAGAAAGGGGGCAAAGCAAAUAACUAAAGAUGCUAUUUCUGCGUUUAAUGUAUCACCUGAUGGAAAGCUGCUUGCGCUAGGAACGAUAGAAGGAAAUGUAUGGGUGGUAGAUUCAGGAAGCAUGAGGGUGAAGCAAGUGGUUAAGAGAGCUCACCUGGGGCUGGUGACUGCUUUGACUUUUUCCCCUGAUUCAAGGGGUUUGGUGUCAGCAUCGAUGGAUUCAAGUGCAAGGCUGACGCUGGUGGAAGAACAAAUGGGUGAAGAACAUGGAAAUGGGUGGUGGGUGGCGCUGUUUGUAGUGAUGCUGGCGGUGUUGGUAUAUUUCUUAAAGUCCAGAGGCUUUCUCCUUUAAUUUUGUUAUUAGACCAUAAAACUUAUCUCUUUGGACUCUUGCUUGUGUUACUGCUACAGUGCUACUGCUACCAUUAUAUCUUAUUUGUCAAAUCUGAAUUGACGAUUCAAUGUAAUCACAAAGACCAUCAUCUAA
This is a messenger RNA of Tarenaya hassleriana, 1365 nucleotides long. RefSeq names its product SEC12-like protein 2. The transcript has 10 exons. Gene Ontology annotation, cellular component: endoplasmic reticulum membrane. The record is from RefSeq and is a predicted model, not a curated record. Gene Ontology annotation, biological process: protein secretion. Gene Ontology annotation, molecular function: protein binding; guanyl-nucleotide exchange factor activity; GTPase activator activity. The coding region runs from base 67 to 1230 and encodes 387 amino acids. Lineage: Eukaryota; Viridiplantae; Streptophyta; Magnoliopsida; Brassicales; Cleomaceae.